AUGAAACAAAAGCUCCGCGACACCAAGGAACAACUCGGCGACACCAACCAAGCAAUAGCCAGACAUGAUGGCCUACUCAACGCGGAUAGCGAUAGAUGGCUCAACAUGAGGUAUAGGACAUUCUUAUCUUGGACUCGGGAACACCAGCAGUCUAACUCGGCACAGAAAAAGAAAAUCGCCAAGUUCAACGUACUUAUCCACGGUGCCGAUAUCGGCACUGAUGCCCGAAUGUUUGAAGAGAAAAGGCUGGAAUGCUUCGAUCUGUUUAGCAACCUGUACAGAUGCUCUGUUGCUGUUGCCCGGCGUUUGAGUAAGAUUGACCUCUCUUCUAUUCAAAUAGCUGGAAUUCCGCUAAAACAUACUAGAGCUCGAUCAAUUGACAUUCAUCCUUCGAGCCUUGACCUCGCUGGCCGAAAACUGCUGAGAAAACUCAAGAAACAGUCCACGUCAAGAAGCGGUGUUCACUCACCUCAAGUCCCGCCUCCAAGGGACCGACCCCGAGACCCCCAUACCCGAGACGGAGACUGCGAUAUUGAGCGACAUUUGUCAGGGCUUCCGUGCUGCUGA
This is a messenger RNA of Aspergillus versicolor CBS 583.65, 567 nucleotides long. RefSeq lists its product as uncharacterized. Bases 1 to 567 code for a protein of 188 amino acids. NCBI's taxonomy places the organism in Eukaryota, Fungi, Ascomycota, Eurotiomycetes, Eurotiales, Aspergillaceae. The transcript has a single exon. The record is from RefSeq and is a predicted model, not a curated record.